AGCCCAGCCGAGGCUUGCGAGCUCCUGUCCCGGCCCCGGUCCCGGGCAAAGGAGGGCUGUCCCUCGCGGAGGCGCACUCCCUCGGCCGCUCAGUCUGUCUCUCCAUGGCGUCUCGGCAGCAAACCCGGAUCCAGGCGUACCUGGAGAAGAAUAAGAUCGGUCCCCUGUUUGAGGAGUUAAUGACCAAGUUAAUAACUGAGAGGCCUGACCAGCCAAUCCCAUUUCUCAUCGACCAUCUUCAGUCUAAACAAGGAAACCGUGGGCAACUUCAAAGAACUUUGUCUGGAUCUGCAGCUCUCUGGGCAGAAAGUGAAACAUCAGAACCUAAAGGAGCAAGAAGAGAUUUCAGAAGCUAUGAUAAACCUUGGCAAUUAAAUGCAAAGAAGCCCAAGAAAUCAAAAAGUGACCUUGCUGUGUCUAAUAUUUCUCCACCAUCACCGGACUCCAAAUCAUUGCCAAGGUCAGUAGAGCAUCCUAAGUGGAACUGGAGGACUAAACCUGAAAGCCGCGAUUUUGAUGAACUGAACCACAUCCUUCAAGAAAGCAAGAAGCUGGGAAAAGCCCUUGAGAAUCUCUCUCGAAGUAUUGCAAUUUCAGAUGAACUUGAUAAGGAAACGGUGGCUUUUAAUUCUUCUCUUCUGAGACCUCGUGUGAUCGGAGAAUGGAUUGGCAGAGAAGAAAAUGAUGCUGACCCACUAGCUGCUGAAAUGCUACAGCCUCCGAUUCCAAGAAGUAAAAAUGACCACUGGGAAAGUGAAGACAGUGGCUCUAGCCCUGCGGGAAGCUUAAAGAUGGAGCCUAAAACCAAAGGAUUAAAACAGCAGCAGCAACAACAUAAGAAACUUCUGGCAGCAAUGCUUUCCCAAGAUUCUUUUGAGUCCAUCCACAGCCCUACCCCGUCUGUAACAGAAGAAGACAUUGAUAAUGAAGAUGAUGCAAUGGAAUUGCUGGAGGAUCUUGAUGAUUUAAGAAUGGAGGGAGUAACAACCCUGGUACCUUCUGGGAACAAAUUUAACCAAGGCCGUCCUACUCACCCUGCUGAGCCUCAGGCCAAGGUCACACUUAACAUCUGUUCAAGGUGUGCCAGGCUUCAAGGAGACAACCUGGCAGAAAGGACAGAAGAGACAUUACAAAUACAACAUUCUCCAGAUGAAAUAAUCCCAGAUUCUUUGGAUUCUUUGCCUGGGACUAUAGAAGCACUAAUGGAAGAGGAUGAAGAAUUUGAGAAAGCAUCUAAAUUAAUAGGACCCGGAGAAGCCUCCAGUGGAGGACACUCACUGAGAACCUACAUGGAAGAAGAUGAAUCCUUAAAGCAACUGCAGGUAGUUCAUCAACCAUGGAUCUUACCCAGUGACACUGAAAGUGACGGAGUGGAAGCAGAACAAGAUAAACGUCUGUGAAGCAGGCAGAAGAAGUUGCAAGUGGUCCUUUAAAAAUUGCAAUUAUUCAGAUCCUUACGUAUAGUUCUAAUUUUAUUUACUUGUGUAAUCACUUAGAGAAUGGUUAUUUUUAUAAUAUCAGUAAUCAAGUCCUGUUGUAACCAGGGGGUGCCCAAGAGUGUAAUCAGAGUACACUAAUCCU
This is a messenger RNA of Tupaia belangeri chinensis (Chinese tree shrew), 1581 nucleotides long. RefSeq names its product chromosome unknown C8orf34 homolog (gene CUNH8orf34). The coding region runs from base 105 to 1400 and encodes 431 amino acids. The transcript is spliced from 13 exons. Lineage: Eukaryota; Metazoa; Chordata; Mammalia; Scandentia; Tupaiidae. The record is from RefSeq and is a predicted model, not a curated record.